Messenger RNA from Laetiporus sulphureus 93-53, 1332 nucleotides. RefSeq lists its product as uncharacterized. Bases 211 to 1332 code for a protein of 373 amino acids. The transcript is spliced from 2 exons. NCBI's taxonomy places the organism in Eukaryota, Fungi, Basidiomycota, Agaricomycetes, Polyporales, Laetiporaceae. The record is from RefSeq and is a predicted model, not a curated record.
GCAUUGCGAUGCGCGCAAAGCCUCAUACUGCUGGUAUCCUCCUGUCAAUGGCGUACCUCUCUCUUCACCUCCGACAUCCUGCAGCAGAACGGGGACGCUCGCUCCGUCACCGAAGGAGAGAAGGAGAGUGCAGAGCAACCAGAUGAAGAAAACGAACAAACGCAGUUGAAGGUCGAAUGGCUGAACCAGGAGGUCACCUUCUGGAGGGGCAUGGAGGGUCUAGCUAGACGGGAGAUCUGGAGGAAGGAAUCAGCGCUGCAGAGGAUAGAGCUUUCGUUGCAAGCACAGACGAAGAGACUGAAGAGUCUCGAGUCACAGCUACAUGUUGCGGAGCUACUUGCUCUAGAGCGCGAACUUACCUCGGAAGAGGAGCUCAGCAGGCUUCAGGCUGCCUUGACAUCCGCACGCACCGAGGCAUCAGACGUGCAGAAUCGCCUCCAGGUAGAGGAUGUCCAAUCGGACGCGGAUGCCGUACAGCUCAUCCUCGACCUGAACUCGGAGAUUUCGCAAACCGCUGCACUGCUCGCAGAUGCCUUCCGUGCAGAAGGCGUCCGCAGCGGUGUCGAGUUCACGGCAGCGCUGAUACGUGCCAGGGAAGCGGUGGGUCCAAUCAUGGCGGAGCUGUUGGAGUCCAUCCAUCACGAGGAGGACCCUGUCCUCGUCCAUAUUGCAUUGCAAGCCGACAUGGUGGCCUUCACAUCCGGCAUCAUCUCUGCUUGGGACUUCCAGCAUCAGAACAACACCACCUUCGCGGGCAUAUACAAGCAGAUGUGCAAGUCCGAGAGCCAAAUUGUGUCAGGACAUUGGCGCGCGCUGACGCGACGAUAUUCCAAACAGCGACUGUACAAUGGGCGGGACCUCACCGAAGGCUUCAGUAGACAGCUGAUGGAGCGGCUCCGCGACAUCCUCGUCGUUUCCGGAGCGAGCAUCGACGAACCACUCAUGCGCGGCGGGAUCUACUCGAAGCUGGAGACAAUCACUGGCACCGCACUGCGGCUUCAACAGAUGAUGGGGGAACAAAUCAUCUCGCACGACCUAGAGGUCGUCUCCGUGCAAGUGGAUGACGUCUACAACGCAGAGCAGAUGGAGGACAUGUCCGAUGUGGAAGGGUUGGCACCGGAUGAACAGCGGUCGUUGCAUGUCCUGUGUACCAUCGCACUGGGUCUGCGGCGAUGCACGAAACCCAGUGGCGGUUUAGGAGACGAGCUUCAGGUGACGACCCUGGUGAAGCCCGGGGUGAUCCUCGAGACCUUGAUGUACGACCUGGGCCUGGUGGAAGAUGAAGCGGUCGAAGACGAGGCACCGAGCCUUGACGAAGGUACCGAAUCUUAG